Dovyalis caffra is the source of this 1401-nucleotide messenger RNA. Lineage: Eukaryota; Viridiplantae; Streptophyta; Magnoliopsida; Malpighiales; Salicaceae. The record is from the annotation of a GenBank genome assembly.
AUGGAGGAGAGACUGAAAUACUUGACAUUAGUGGGAGCUGGAGCGCUUUUAGGUUCUGUUUCUACUCUAUUCCUUCUCAAGCUUCUUCCACGGCAAGUCACUCGGUCACUUCACCAAUCAAAAGUUGGAAAAGGAAAAAGAUUUCGUAAAGGAAUUGUUUCGGAAUCAUCGGUGAGAAGUUUGGUUGAUGUGGAUAGGAAUUCUGGAAUGGCUAGUUCAGACCUUUUAGCAGAUGAAAUAGUUUCUGAGCAAUUGACUAGGAACAUUCAAUUCUUUGGCCUUGAGGCUCAACAGAAGGUGACUGCAUCCUAUGUUGUUGUCAUUGGUCUUGGAGGUGUUGGGAGUCAUGCUGCAUCAAUGCUCUUAAGAUCAGGAGUUGGCAGGCUCCUACUUGUGGAUUUUGACCAGGUUUCUGUUUCAUCCUUAAAUCGCCAUGCUGUUGCAACUCGAGCAGAUGUUGGUAUUCCAAAAGCCGAGUGUCUCAAGAAGCAUUUCUCAACAAUCUUCCCAGAGUGCCACAUAGAAGCAAAAAUACUACUUUAUGAUGCAUCAACUGAAGAAGAAAUUCUUUCAGGUCAUCCUGACUUUGUUUUGGACUGCAUUGAUAACAUUGAUACAAAGGUGGCACUUCUUGCUGCAUGUGUGCGUAGGGGUUUAAAGGUUCUAUCUGCAACUGGAGCAGGUGCUAGAGCUGACCCAACAAGAAUACGCGUGGCUGAUUUAAGAGAGUCAACAAACGACCCAUUAUCUCGAGCUGUGAGAUACCGUCUGAGGAAAGACUAUGGCAUUGAGGGUGGCAUCCCUGUUGUGUUCUCUUUAGAAAAACCUAAAGCUAAGCUGCUUCCAUUUAAGGGACCAAGUGGAGAAGAAGAAAAUCCUUCUGACUAUCAGGUAGUACCUGGAUUUAGGGUUCGCAUAAUACCUGUUUUAGGUACCAUCCCUGCAAUAUUUGGACAGGUCAUGGCCUCCUAUGUUGUGACACAACUCACGGGAUUGCAUGUUCAAACAGAGCCUAUAGUAAAUUUAGAUUUGGAUCAUUAUCGGGUGCUUCAUCAGCGUCUUAUUGAGCAUGAGGAGUCAUUGUUUGGCACUGCCGUGCAAGUCCAGGUGGAUGCUGAGGAAGUGAUGUAUAUUGCCAAAGAACUGUGGCAUGGGCGAAGUGCUAGAGAUCAGUCUGCAAAAGAUGUUGGACGUGGAAUGUGGCGAUCUGUAAACGAGUUAAUGCUUGUGAGGUGGGACAAAGAGAAGCCAGCAUCUGUCUCAAACUUGAUUCUUUUAAAAUUUAAAGAGGCAGAUGAACAUGAGUCGAGGACGCUUGAAGAAAUCAAGGAAAUGGAACCUGACUUUUAUGAGAGGGUGACAACUGCAUUGAAACGAGCUGAAUUGGACUUUGGCUUGUGA